Molecule: messenger RNA, 3652 nt
Organism: Papaver somniferum (opium poppy)
Lineage: Eukaryota; Viridiplantae; Streptophyta; Magnoliopsida; Ranunculales; Papaveraceae
Product: ABC transporter A family member 7-like
Exons: 20
Coding region: 414-3200 (928 amino acids)
Biological process (GO): lipid transport; transmembrane transport
Cellular component (GO): intracellular membrane-bounded organelle; membrane
Molecular function (GO): ATP hydrolysis activity; ATP binding; ABC-type transporter activity
Source: RefSeq, a predicted model, not a curated record
UCUCUGCAACCCAGAAAUAAAAUCUAUCUUUUCUUCUUCUUUUAGAACUUAGUAAUCUCACUUAGUUCAGUGAACGCGUCAUCUUCGUCAUGCACUCUGUAAUCAAAUACAACUUAUUUCUCUUAAAAUGCUGGAAAGAGCUGAAAUUUCCAUUUCGAAUCAUGUUAGUUUGGGAAAAAUCGAGAAAAAUGGCACGAUAUUUGUUCGAAGAAAUGCCUGUUAAAAGAAAUGUGGUGGGCUUGACAAAUGAGCAAGUGGAAAGAAACGGAAUACUGUAUGUUGCUAUAAUCGAUGUAUAGAAAACCCUCAGAAAUGAUGGAGUUUUUCAAUUUUUGGAUAGACAGAGGGAUAUUAAGAGGUGCUGAAGCAGGAAUACGCGUUAACUUUAAUGCUUUUGAAAGCUUCUCAAGAAAAUGGGGAAAUCCAGUUUCGGAACCCAAGCCAACGCUUUGUUUCUGAAAAACAUAGCAUUUCAGCAAAGAAAUCUUGCGGAAAAUAUUAGGCUUAUUCUAUUCCCCGUUCUUCUAUGUGUUGGGAUUUUGGUGGCGCAAUUCGUAGCCUCAAAGUUGAGAAAUGUUCAUGCGGAUGGCAAGGAUAAUCCGAUGUCGAUAGUUCUCGGUACUUCUGAUGCUAUACUAACACCUGAAAAGGUCCCUGCAUUUUUGCAAAUACCUCUUCCUGAAGCUCGUGCCGUGAGAACCGGGUUUAUUCCAUAUCAAGACUUGCCUGAUAAAUCAUGUAAAGCAACAGGUUCCUGUCCAGUAACUGUACUUGUUACAGGGAGGAAUGAAUCUCUUGGGGAAAGUGUUGUAAAGAACCUAUUCAACAGUGCAGAUUUGAACUUUUCUCCUCAGACGCAAGUUUCCUUGAAUUCUUCAACUCCUAUUGAUACAAAUGAUCUUCUCCUGGGGGAAGUGGAACAUAUACCUAGUUACAUAAGAGCUGUUAAAAAGAUGACUUCAAAGUACGAAGUAAUUAAAGCCCAGUGCAAAUAUAAAGCUAAGGUUCUUAUUCUUCUCCAAACGGCGUCCGUUAAUGACACAGCCGAGGUAAAGUGUGUUCAAGGUUUAGGCCUAUGGCGCAAUAGCUCUUUGUUGGUAAAUGAUGAGCUCUUUAAGGGCUAUGCGGAAGGAAAUUCGGAAAAUGAAGCUAACGAGAUCCUUGGAGCUUAUGAUUUCUUAAACACCGAUGAGACUAACUUCAAUUUGAGUAUCUGGUAUAACUCGACAUAUGAAAAGCAUUCUACGAUACUACGCGCUGUGAAUAUGGCUUCCAAUGCGUAUCUCAAAUUCUUGAAUGGCACGGGUAUAAAGAUGCUACUAGAUUUUGUGGAAGGUAUGCCCAUGCCUCCUCAGAAUGACUUCGCAGGCGGCUUGGAUUCAUUCAUUGGUGGUUCUCUUCCACUCUUCUUCACAUGGGUCAUCUUGCAGCUUUUUCCUGUUAUAGUGACAACCCUGGUUUAUGAGAAGCAGCAAAAUUUAAGGAUGAUGAUGAAAAUGCAUGGACUUGGAGAUGGUCCUUACUGGAUGAUAACAUAUUUAUAUUUUCUUAUCCUUUCUUUUGCCUACAUGUUAUGUCUUAUGGUAUCCGGUAAUCUCAUAGGGAUGUCGAUCUUCAAAUUUACUGAACUGAGCGUACAAUUUGCAUUCUAUUUCAUAUUUAUAAACCUACAGAUUUCUUUUGGUUUUCUAUUGGCGACAGCAUUUUCAAAUGUUAAGACAGCUACAGUAAUGGCGCACAUGUAUGUAUUUGGAUCGGGACUCAUUGCAACCUUUGUAUUCAAAAGUCUCGUCGAAUCCACAUCGUUUUCAAGAGGUUGGAUUGUCAUACUACAGAUGUGUCCUGCCUUUUCUCUAUAUCGCGGGCUUUAUGAAUUCCAAGACUACUCCCAAAGAACAUCUUAUGUAGGUCAUCUCGUUAAAUUGAGUUGGAAGGAUGUGAAUGAUGGUGAGAAUGGGAUGAGAGAAGUCUUUCUUCUCAUGAUCGUAGAGUGGUUUGUAAUGCUUAUUAUUGCGUAUUACUUGGAUCAAGUUGUAUCCGCAGGUAGUGGUGUUAGAAAGCAUCCACUGUUUUUCCUAAAGAAAUCAAAGAAGCCACCGGCUUCUUGUCAGCAACCAACUACCCAGACACAGCAGCCAAACAUUCAUGUUGAAAUUGAAAAACCUGAUGUUUCCCAAGAGAGGGAAAAGGUAAAAGAGUUAAUGCUCAAAAAUGAUACAAGUCAUUCCAUCGUCUGUGAUACACUCAAAAAGGUUUAUCCAAGUAGAGAUGGUAACCCUGAAAAAAUAGCAGUAAGAGGGUUGUCUCUUGCUUUGGAGCGAGGGGAAUGUUUUGGUAUGCUCGGUCCUAAUGGUGCUGGUAAAACCUCUUUCAUUAGUAUGAUGAUUGGGCUCACAAAACCAACCUCUGGCGUGGCAUUAGUUAAUGGAUUGGACUUAGCAACUGAGAUGGACGAAAUAUAUUCCAGCAUGGGUGUGUGCCCCCAGCAUGACCUGCUCUGGGAAUGUCUAACAGCUAGAGAGCACCUUUUAUUUUAUGGUAGACUGAAGAACCUCAAAAAUUCAGCCUUAAUGGAGGCAGUGGAAGAAUCUCUAAAGAGUGUUAACCUAUUUCAUGGAGGUGUUGCCGAUAAACAAGCUCAAACUUAUAGUGGUGGGAUGAAGAGGCGGCUUAGUGUUGCCAUUUCGUUGAUUGGUGAUCCUAAGGUGGUUUAUAUGGAUGAACCUAGUACGGGACUGGAUCCAGCUUCAAGAAACCAGUUGUGGAAUAUCGUGAAACGUGCAAAGAAAGACCGGGCUAUUAUCCUUACCACUCAUUCAAUGGAAGAGGCGGAGGCACUGUGUGACCGGUUGGGCAUCUUUGCAGACGGAAGCUUGCAGUGCAUAGGAAAUCCAAAAGAGCUAAAAGCGAGAUAUGGAGGAUCGUAUGUGUUUACAAUGACAACAUCUGUGAGCCUAGAAGAUGAAGUGGAGAACUUAGUACGUCAGCUCUCUUCAAAUGCAAACAAAAUCUACCACCUGUCUGGCACCCAAAAGUUUGAAAUUCCUAAGAAAGAUGUAAGGAUUGGAGACGUUUUCCGAGCAGUUGAAAAUGCUAAGUCGAGGUUCACGAUCAAUGCAUGGGGUCUGACUGAUACAACUUUGGAGGAUGUUUUCAUCAAGGUAGCUCAAGCCGCACUUGCAUCAACAUCCACCAUGUAGUAGUUGUAAAAGCGCCUCCUAGUCCGAAUUAAAAUCAUUGAGAUUAGCCGAACUUUCAAAUUGGUUGCAAAUGUACUUGAUAGUCUGUAGAGAACCUUCUUUAGGUAUGUCUGGUAGAAAAAAAAAAUUUGUUCAGCAUAGAGCUUUCUUUUUCCAUGUAUCUCCCUGGGACUGGAAGUAUCACCCAGUUUCAGACGAAAAAAGUCAACUAUACAGGGGUGACUUCCAUAAGCUUCUGAGGAUGGUGUAUAUCACUAAUUCAGAUGAACCAGCUUUAGUAGGAGCUAUUUUGGAAGGAAACAUGAAUUUGCAUUUGGUUCUCAGUUCUUUUAUCAACCCCCAAGAAGUAAAAUAGCUAAAGUUUGAGAGAAAACAAAUUUCGGAUUAAUCUUUGUGCAUUCUACAAAUUGAGAGAAAUUCAGUUUCCAAGUACAUUUUUGUUUCUGCUUGAA